UGAAAUCCUUGAAGAAGCAAGUCAACCAUGCAGAGAAGCUAUUCCAGCACUAUGGAUCCUGAGAUACGCAUAGUUUUAGUUGGUAAAACAGGAGUCGGAAAGAGCGCUACAGGAAACACCAUUCUUGGCGAAAAAGCUUUCAAUUCAGAAGCAAGAGCGACGUCCAUCACUAAAGAAUGCUCACGUGAAUCACGGAUGAUGAACAGAAGGCAGGUUUCAAUUGUGGACACUCCUGGCCUGUAUGAUACUCACCUGUCCAAUGAACAAGUCAUAAACGAAGUUGUGAACUGCAUCAGACUCGCAGCUCCGGGUCCUCAUGUCUUUCUUCUCAUAAUUUCCAUUGGACGCUUCACUGAAGAGGAGAAGAACACAGUUGAACUGAUUCAGAGAGUCUUUGGGCAGCAAGUACACAGACACAUGAUGGUUUUAUUCACCAGAGCUGAUGAUCUUGAAGACAGGACACUGGAGGAUUUUAUUGAAGAAGCUCCAGAGCUUAGAAAAUUGAUAGAGGCAUGCUCAGGGAGAUUUCAUAUGAUGAAUAAUAAAGAAAAGAGAGACAGAGCGCAAGUCGAUGAACUUAUACGGAAGAUUGUGGUCAUGAUAAAACAGAAUCAAAACAGCUAUUAUAGCUACCACAUGUUUGAGAUGGCCAAUGAACUCACCAAUGUGAGGAAAACUGCCAGGGAAAAAGAUCAAAUCAUUGAAGACUUAAAGAAGGAGUUAAGAAAGAUUCAAAAAGACACUGAUAAGUCCUUUUGCUGCAUAUUGUAGGACUGUCAAAAUAUUCCAAUGGUGAACAGUGUUACAAUCAAGUUUUGUCCAAUCAUUUCUUUAUUUUACGAUUUCUUUUAAAUAUAUUUGUAUGUACUUUUUAUUUACCUGGUUGUAAAAGUAUAGAAAUUCAGUUUAAUUAUUUGCAUGUGGUGUGUUAUUGGCCUUGUUAUUGGUCCUUUUUUUUCUUUUUCUUUUUUGUAUAUAUUUUGUCUUUUUAAUUUAGAUUGGUAUUGUUGUUGUUAUUAUUAUUAUCAAUAAUAAUAAUAGGCGAUGCAGUGGCGCAGUAGGUAGUGCUGUCGCCUCACAGCAAGAAGGUCGCUGGUUCGCGCCUCGGCUGGGUCAGUUGGCGUUUCUGUGUGGAGUUUGCAUGUUCUCCCUGCGUUUGCGUAGGUUUCCUCCGGGUUCUCCGGUUUCCCCCACAGUCCAAAGACAUGCGGUACAGGUGAAUUGGGUUGGCUAAAUUGUCUGUAGUGUGUGUGGAUGUUUCCCAGAGAUGGAUUGCGGCUGGAAGGGCAUCCGCUGUGUAAAAACGUGCUGGAUAAGUUGGCGGUUCAUUCCGCUGUGGCGACCCCGGAUUAAUAAAGGGACUAAGCCGAAAAGAUAAUGAAUAAUAAUAAUAAUAAUAAUAAUAAUAAUAAUAAUAAUAAUAAUAAUAAUGUGUGGCUAAAAAUUAAAGCUCAACGCCAAAGUUUCACAUUUUGACUCCUUUGUGUGUUUAAUUUUUAUUAUAUUCUACUGGCAUAGUUUUUCCUGAAACUG
Messenger RNA from Danio aesculapii, 1533 nucleotides. RefSeq names its product GTPase IMAP family member 4-like. The transcript has 2 exons. The record is from RefSeq and is a predicted model, not a curated record. The coding region runs from base 28 to 771 and encodes 247 amino acids. Gene Ontology annotation, molecular function: GTP binding. Lineage: Eukaryota; Metazoa; Chordata; Actinopteri; Cypriniformes; Danionidae.